AUGGUUUUAAUUGCGUUAACGGGCCAUCUGCCCCCCAAUUUCGCACCACUGCUACGUGAGGACCACUGCCUUGGUCAGAAGCAGAACAGCGAGCGUUGCGAUUCGCAGGUUGGCGGCUUUCACCGGUCGCUCGAGUCUUCAUUCGACGACGGCUUGCAGUUGAAUCGUAUGCCAGUGUGUCAUGUGCCGCUGGCGUCCAGCCUGGCCUGCUCAACUUGUCGACAGCUGACGAUGAUGUUUCAGAACCACCUGGUCAUGAGCCAUAGCAGAUCAUUCGUUACCGGUUAUCAAGAGACUCAACCGGCGACAGAUGAUCGGCGUACGGUCGGUAGUACGGCUUGGUCGACGCCUGCGUCGUUGUCGUUGUCGUCGUCGUCGUAUCUUUGGUCGGCCAAUCAGAAUACAGUUACCGAAGCACUUGUGGACGAUACCGUGAUGGAAUGCAAGACGCACGGCGGCGAUUCGCAGACGAGUUUUGGCGACAGAACAGCAUUCUGCGAGACAUGUAACAAGCAGUUCUGCAAUAAGUUCUUUCUGAAGAUUCACAAGACGAACCAGUAUCGCGAUGUCCAUGACCAAUUAGCGUACAGUGAGCUGUGUCACCCAAGGCCAAACGCGAGCAGCACUUCGGUUUCUUACGGAAAGUCAAUGGUAUUGCAGGAAGCAGUUGCGGAAAGUAACAAUCGUGGCACGCUGUUCCCACCUCUUCUGCCGCGAUUCCGUACGGGAGUCUGCGAGGCCCAGAAGAACGGCAGCGAUCAUUGCUAUGGCAAUUCAAUGAUAGCAUCGGCAGAGAAGACGCACAGCGCUGUCGACGUUUGUUCUAGAGGCAUGCUCGAGAACCGUCAGGUCAUUUGUUCCGGUUUCACUUCAACAGCGGAGUCUGGCGAUGCUCAUACAGACUGUUUGCAGACAGCGCAGCGACCAAGGUUGGGCGGUGUGUCGUGGUAUGAUCGCGCGCAGAUGUCGUGCCCCACGAUGUCAACGUUGAUCACCCAUCAAUACCCGGAUUACGUCGCUUGCGAAAAAUCAGAGGAGCUUGUCCGUGAGCCAUCCUCAACAGCAGUCACUCCAGAAGAGUCACUCAGCGCUUCCGUCAGCGUCACCAACCCGUCAUUACUGUGCAACUCAACGACGCAGCACGGCUCGUCCGACAGACCUCGAAAUGACGCGAAAAGGUUGUGCGAAAUAUGCAGGAAGUUACUGUGCAACAAAUACUUUCUCCGCAUUCACAUGCUCAGGAUGCACGGGGUGACAGUGGAGAAAAGCGGCCUCGCCUGUGGUUUCGCGGAAGCAUCCCGUGAAACCGACCAACGCUGCCUAAAAUCCGCUUCUUGUCACCAGAGAAUCGAAGAGAAGGCAUCAAACGCGAAUAGCACAUCCAUUGCCAGUGCGUCUGCCAUUAACAGCACCAAGAACUCGUCGACAUUCAAGGAAGUUGCGUGCCUGCGUCGGUACCUGCGAAACCUCAGAGGAAUCAAGCGUGAGGCCAACAGAAACGUCGCUGGUUCAGUUUCGACCAAAAACAACCAAACAGGAACAGGCAUAGGAAUCGACCAACGCUGA
Molecule: messenger RNA, 1566 nt
Organism: Soboliphyme baturini
Lineage: Eukaryota; Metazoa; Nematoda; Enoplea; Dioctophymatida; Soboliphymatidae
Source: the annotation of a GenBank genome assembly